CGUGACGUGUGCUUGUUCAGCCGCUAGAGUAGCAGGAAGUAUGAUGGGGGUUUUGAGAGAGAGGCUUGGAACGCGGAAGUCCGAAGUCCUGCAGCGAGGUGCAUAGUCUAUGUGCUGCUGACCAUGUUUAUACCGUGCUAAGCUGCUGGAGAAUACUGCCUGCACUACAUGUCACAAUGGCCAAAGCAGUAGCUGGAAUGGUGACUGUCUUGGAGUCAUACAGAGGGAGAGACAGACUGAUGCGAACGUUGUGCUACAGCUGCCAGUUACUUGGGGGUGUCAUUACACAGAAGCAUGGGGAUAAACAGCAGUAUGGAAAAGGCUUUCUCAUUAUAGCUUCACAACUAAGCCAUUGCCGGACUGUACUGAGGCUGUUUGACGACCUGUCUAUGCUUGCAUAUUCUUUUCAAUAUGGCCUAGGCAAAAAGGAGGAGGACCGUCUUAUCCGAUGGAUAUCUGUGAUUGGUAACAUAAUUGAUCAGCUCUACUACCCGUGUGAGCAUGUGGCCUGGGCUGCUGACGCGGGGGUGAUUCGCACCAAAUCUGAUAUUUGGUGGACUGCCAGCACUGCUCUGUGGGGUCUUUCACUUUUAGUAGGAUUAAUAAGGUCUUUAAGAAUUUUACUGAAACUGAAAAGAAGUAAAGGAAAACAUUCUGAGAAUGGUAUGCCAAAAAGCCGGGGUGAAAUAAAAUUUCAGAUAAGGUCAGAAAUUUUGUGCAUCGUAAGCUGUAUCUCCGAUUUGACUAAUGCCAUCCACUGGAUGCCACCUGGUUUUCUGUGGGGUGGAUGCUCUCCUACAUGGUUUGUGGGGCUGAUGGGGACAAUCUCGUCAUUGAUUGGAAUCUACCAGACUGCUGUUGGGGGAAGUGCUGCUGGUGUAUGAGAUCAAGAACACAAGAGUAGGCUUUAAACCUUGUGGGUUCACCUUGCCUCCUGCCUGAAUUAUGUUUCUAAAACUGGACUGAUCCGCUGUUGUUAAAUGCUGACAUAAAUAAUCAGUGUGUGGUAAGCAAAUUACUAUUUGGGCUCAAUCACAGUAGUAAUCUGUGUGUACCGCAAUGCAGGUAUCUCAGUAAUUUGCUUGACUAGGAUUUUAAUUUUUUAAUAAAAUGCAGCUGGAUACAAUUUUAAGUUAA
Messenger RNA from Rana temporaria (common frog), 1137 nucleotides. RefSeq names its product peroxisomal biogenesis factor 11 gamma (gene PEX11G). Gene Ontology annotation, biological process: peroxisome fission. The coding region runs from base 177 to 884 and encodes 235 amino acids. The record is from RefSeq and is a predicted model, not a curated record. Lineage: Eukaryota; Metazoa; Chordata; Amphibia; Anura; Ranidae. The transcript is spliced from 5 exons. Gene Ontology annotation, cellular component: peroxisomal membrane.